GAGAAGGAGGAAGGGAUGAAGUGAACGGUGGGUCUGUGGGAAAAGGUCGGGGAAGAAGAGAGGGCGGGAGGUGGAAGCUAGUUACCACUCCUGGGCUAUUUGGCGUGGCCCCUGCCCCUCCCCCAGACCCAGGCUUGUUUCUUUUGGAAGCCCUAAGUGCCCCUGUGGACCUUAGGGGUCUCUCUUCUUUACCCACCGGUUCACAAAACCUGUCUCCUGAGGUUAGGAGGGGCUUCUGAGGAAAGAGGUUUUUCACCUCAGAACUGGAAUAGUCCAAGAAAUGGACGAGCAGAGGCCCCUUGGUGCCAUCCUUGCUCUGCCUUCAGACAGACUGUAAUAAUUCUGUGUGACCUUGGGCAAGUCACUACCUCUCUUUGGGCCUCGAAUUUCCCAUUGACUUUUAAAAAGGAAAAUGGGCGAUAUGGUAAUCUGAAUCCUCCAUCAGUUGCAAAAGGGGGCGGGAUUUGAGGAGGGAAUUUAGUCGAAUGGGUUCUAGGAUGCGGCAGGCAUGAAGUUGGAGUGGAGACCUUCAGCUUGAUAGGGGGAAAUUUCCCGGGAUUUGCGGAUAUUUAAAGCUUGCAAGGCUGGGUCCUGGCAGGCCUGGGCUUUGGGAAUCCCGAUGGAGAAAUGGGAGAACUCUGUAAAUAGAGGAAGCUGAACCCUGGUUCAGAAAAGAUGAGAACCAGGAAUAACAACGUUCUAUUCUUCGGGAGAGUGAAGAGGUGAUGGAGGACCAGAAGCAAAAUGUUGUAUUCUAGAAAGAUCUCCAGGCUUUUCGUGGGUAGCAGAAGAAAUGCCAGGGCUUACACACCAGAAUAGAGGCUAGGAAGCGUGUGGGGGAGGGGCUGGUCCUAUUUGGGCUCAGCAGGUCAGUGGAGACUAAAGGGUGAGUGGGCUCAGCUGUUCUCUGAGGCACUGUACAUUGAACCUAGGGCCUUGUUAAUGCCAGCAAGUGCUGUAGUGCUGAACUACUCUGCCAGCCCUGUUUCUUUUUUGAUGGUGGCUGCCUCUUUCUGAGAAAUAGACCUGCUAGCCCUCAUUUUUUUACAGUUCUUUUGGUGAGUAAGUCAGACCAGGCCUACCUAGGAUCUCCUGGCUGCCUCAGAAUCACAGGAUGGUAUGAGGAUUGGGAUGGGAGAGGGAGAGGGAGAGGGGGGGGGGACAGAGAGAGAGAGAGAGAGAGAGAGAGAGAGAGAGAGAGAUUAGCUAAGAAAUGUCAUCUCUGGCAUCCUUUCUGGGGGGCAGCUUUAUGGGGGUCAGACUGCUUGGAUUCCAAACCUGCCUCCGCUGUUUAAUCUCUGAGAACCAUAACCAAGAAGUACCCUGUCAGAACCCCAGCUUCUCAUGAAACAGGGACAGUUCCUCAGAAGGCUGUGAGGAUUAAAUGACUGUGUGGUGUGACUCUGGCUCAUAGUGUGCUCCCAGCAAACAUUCCUGUUAGCUGUGAUUCUGUUCUCUUCCCUGUUUCUCUCUUCUUGUCUUUUUCUGUGUUCUUCUGAGUGCUCAGUUCUGAGGUACCCCUUAGAUCUGAAGGCUGAGACUUAAUUACAUCUCCUAUCAGGAUGCUCUCAUUGGUCCCCCUGAAUACAUGAUGACUGGAUGGUCAAGGGUCUCAGCAUUGACUCUCCCCUGCCCCAGAAUGUGUGUUCUGUUCCGGGGAAGACGACUGACAGAUGUGCUUGUCUUCAGCCUCCUUUCUCAUGUCCCUUUGCCCUGGUCACUUCAGAGUCCACUCAGAAGUGUAAGCGUCCCAAAGCUGUAUUGGUGUUGCAGCAGAUGAGAGGAGCAGGAAAGAAGGGACAGCCCAGGGGAAGCCUGGGGGAGGGAAGGAAUGCUCUGGGCGUUUCAUGGUCAUUCCAUUCAUCCCGCCAUUCGCUCUUCCCUGGCUAACUGAUUAAAAUGGGCUUGGGCUCGAGUUCUGCCCAGAAGUCUCCAUACAGUUAGCGUUCUAUCAUGGAACUUUGCCCAUAUGAGUUUUUGAUAUCUGCUGCCUCCCACCAAGGUAAAGAGUCUCUACUAAUCUACACUUUCUUUUACAGACUACUCAAAACAAUUUAUACAAACAAAUGAGUACAAACAGUAUUUUAGGUUGUAUGCAAAGGUUAGGGGUGCUGCAGUUUCAUCAAAGCACUUGAGGUGGAGGGACAAUCGGGGAGUUUAAAAAAGAGAAACCCUCAGGCUGUCAGGAUGGCUUAGUGGCUUAAGUGCUUGCUGCAGUGGCAGAAGGACUGGAGUUGAGAUCCCCAGAACCAAAUACCCACCUCCCUGUAAUUCUAGCCUUGAACACAGCGACGGGAUCUCCAGAGCAAGACCGCUAGUGGGGCUGGCUUUGUCAGUGAGCUCCGAGUUUGAUUGAGAGACCUUGCUCUCCUCAGGGAAUGGGGUAAAAGAUUGGUCAAGGAUGAUUCUUAACAUCAGUUUUUAAACACGUCUUUAAACAUUGUGAAAUUGGGUCGGGGGGAGCUCACUUCCAAAAUGUAGCACACUGGAGUGAAGAGGUGGGCACUCUCAGAAGCCCAGUAAAUAUUCACAGGGGCACAUGUGGCUGCCAAGUGGUACGCUCGGUCCUAGAAGGACAGAGUGUGUGUGGGUGUGUGGUAGUGUAAAAGUAAAAUGAAGGAGUGAACAUUGGAUCAUCAUGAACAAAGCAAGAGAGAACUCUUACAAUUUCUGUACAGAAAGUUAACUGGGAAGCCCUGGCCUCAGGAUGGGCAAGAUGUGGGGUCGGCUGUGUUGAAAGGCUUUGGAUGGUAGAUGAAGGGGAAAAAAAGCAUUUAGGUUUUGUUUUGUUUUUGUUUUUGUUUUUCUUUUUGAGACAGUGUUUCUUCCCUGUAGUCCUGGCUGUCUUGUAACUCACUCUUGACUCUGUGGCCUUGAACUCAGAAAUUCCUCAGCCCCUGCCUCUGCCUCCCAAAUUCUGGGACUGAAGGUGUAUGUCACCAUGCCUAAUUUACUAGUUUAUAUAUUUAUUUUGAGACAGGAUCUCCCUUUGUAGCUCUGGCUGUCCUGGAACUUGAUAUGCAGACCAAGAUAGCCUUGAACUUUCGGAGAGCCACCUGCUUUGCCUCCAAACUUAAAGGCAUAUGCUAGAUAAGAACCCUGGCUCUCAGUCGAGGAGCUUUAUGGGGUAGCCAGGCUUGAAUCUUGGUGAUGCAAUCACUUUCGGGGAAGGCUGGUAUGAAACACUGUUUCCUGUGGUAGGCGCUGUGCUUCUAGGGAGGACAGGUGAGUUUAGUAGGGGCUCUUCUGAAGCCAGCUGCGGGGCUGUUGCACCCUUUACCAUUGCUCUGUCUGACGUUUCUCACAUGUAAGAGAGGAGACCAAUGUGUGCAGUGGCAUUCCUAUUAAGUCCUGCGCUCGGAAGUGGAGGCAAGAAAAUGAGGAGUUCAAGAAGAGCCCCAGCUACCCAAACACUGUCUCAGACAACAAACCUUGGCACAUGACUGUAAUCCGUGCACUUGGGAGGCUGAGGGAUGAGGACUGUUUUGUUGUAAGUUUGUAGCUGGAGUUAGAGGGGGAUAUGUAGUGAGUCCCCGCCAGCUUUAUUAUAAAGUGAUAACCUGUCUCAAAGGUUUCAGGAACUUUAGGUGAUAUUCAGAGUCCCCUCCAGCUCUAACGUGUGUUUUCUUGAUAAGCGGCCUUACAGUGGCCACCGAGUUUGGCACAAACUGUUGCACUUUAAUUUCUUCUAUAAUUUCUGUCACUCAUUUGGAUGAUGGUGCGUGUGCUACAGUGUGUGUGGAGGUCAGGGGAAAGCUGUGGAGUCUGUCCUGUUUCCACUGUGUGGGUCUCAGGGAUCAAAUGCAGGCAGGUUGCUUAAGGGCUGGGAUCACAGUGUCAAGCCACUGUGCUGAGUCACCUCUGCCCUUAAGACCUUCCAUUUUAGUGGCUUACACUGAAUGUUAUAGCUCAUUAAACCUAAGACAGAAGUGAGGACCCACGUUUUGUUUGUCUGUGUCUUCUAAGGUUUAUUAUAUAUACACCAUUCGUCUGCAGGCCAGAAGCGGGCAUCAGAUCCCAGUGCAGAUGGUCGUGAGCCACCAUGUGGUUGCUGGGAACUGAACUCAGGACCUCUGGAAGAGCAGUCAGUGCUCUUAACUGCUGAGCCAUCUCUCCAGCCUGAGGAUCCAUGUUUAAUACAGUGUAUGUUUUAAUGCCACAUGAUGGCACAUUUGGAAUUACACCGAUGACUGUAAAUGUGGGGUGGGUGACUCCUGGCAGGAAGGUGUGGUGUCGAGCGUAUAAAGGAGGCUCUGGCUAGUGAGUGGUUGCUGAAGGCUUUUGUUGGGACUGCUGGUUGACUGUGAAGUGCACAUAGGACAUAGGAGAGGGGUCCAGGCGCAGUUGAAUGCCUGAGGGAGGAGUACUGAGUACUGAGCGUGGCUGGAGGGCUGUAGGAUGGGGAUGGAAUUGGCCUCCUAGACCUGGGCAGAUCUUGGUGUCUGCAUUGAGAACAGUGGGAGAGCAGUGCAGAAUUCUCUGCAGGUGCUUAUGGGUCUGCUGUGUGUUUUGGAAGGCAUUGUGGGUACAGACAGAAGUGGAAAUGAUAACAGUUUGGGAGGCCACGUAGUCGAUCAGAUGGGAAAAGUGGUUGGGCAAGAAGUGUGCGAGAAAAAUGGAAAGAAUUCUUAGAUGGAAGACCUCUUUUGAAGGUAAAACUAAGAGAACUGGGUGAUGGAUUAUCAAGGAGGCUGUCGAGAACAACUAUAGCAUCUUCAGCAGAUGCCUGGCUAACAUGGUGGUGCUGGGCCUGAUAAGACUGAAAGGUGAUUACCUGGUAGGUUUGAGACGCUGAAGAGAUGGCUCAGUAGUUAAGAGCACUGACUGCUUCUUCCUGGUUCAAUUCCCAGCACCCACAUGGCAGCUUACAUCUAUCUGUAACUCCAGUUUUAGGGCUUCUGACAACCUCACACAGACACACAUGCAGGCAAAACACCAAUGCACAUAACAUAAUGAUGUAUAUAUUUAAAAGGCUGUUGAAGCAGCUUAGGGUGAAAUAAUAGGACAGGAAAUUGAUAUCCUCCUGUGGCGAGUCAUUUAUGACAUCCCAUUCAGAUAAAAUCCCCAGAGGAUAGAAACAGUGCACUUAGUUGAUGGUAGACAGUAGAGAGUUUCAGUAGCUUGGUACAUAACUACUUAGGACAAGGGAAGGAUAUCUAGAGAUAAAAGCAGUUUUAACUACCAGGCCUUUCAGGAGAGGGGUAACUGAGAAACAGUUGUGAGGCAGCUCCUGUCCAUCCAGACUUCACCUCUUCCUAGAGUUCCUAUGUUGCUCCUCAGCUUCUACAGAGGAGGAACAGCCCUUUAGCUACAUCUUCACCUUUUAAAAAGUGUUUGAGCGGGGCUGGGGAUUUAGCUCAGUGGUAGAGCGCUUACCUAGGAAGCGCAAGGCCCUGGGUUCGGUCCCCAGCUCCGAAAAAAAGAACCAAAAAAAAAAAAAAAGUGUUUGAGCGAGGCAUGGGCACAUCUCUAAUCCCAGUACCCUGGGGCAGAGGCAAGGAUCUCUUGAGUUCUAAGCUGAUCUGGUCUACAGAGUGACUUUCAGGGUAGCCAGGGUCAUAUGAUGACACCCUGUCUCAAAACAACGUAAGACAAGUCUGUCUGUCUGUGUCUAUGCCCAGAGGCCAGAGGAAGGCAACUAGCAUUUUAUCCAUCCCUCACUACCAAAUUUACUAGAGAUAGGGCCUCUCAUUGAACCUAUAGGUAUGCUGGCAGCCAGCAAGCCGUAAUGAUUGUCAGCCCUCCAUAGAACUGGUGUUACAGCCAUGCACAGUUAUGUGUCUGUCUGUCUGUCUGUCUGUCUCUGUGUGUAUGUGUAUAUUGCUGGCAUCCAAACUCAGCUACUCAUGCAGCAAGUGCUCUUGCCCACUGAGCCAUGUCCUCAGCCACCAAUAAAUAAAUAAAUAAAUAAAUAUAUACAUACACACAUACAUACAUAUAUAUAUAUAUAUAAUUUUCAUGUAUUUAAGUUUGCCUGCAUGUACAUUUGUGCAUCAUGGAGACCAGUAGAGUGUGUCAGAUCCCUGGAACUGGGUGUAUACACAGUUGUGAGCCAUCAUGUGGGUGCUGGGAAACAACCCAGGUCCUCUGGAAGAGCAAGUGUCCUAACUGCUGAGAAACGUCUCCAGCUGCCCACCCUGGUAUUUUGAACAGUUAAUAAAACCAUAUAGUUGCAUAUUUAUAAGGCAUAAAAUGGCAUACUGUGGAAAGCCUCUUCCUUCCGUUUUUUGUAUCUCUUAUCACUGAUAUUUAUACACAAUAAAGUUUCACUGCACCUGGCCUCCCCCAACUUAUCAGUGUAUCUCAGAGUGGGCAUCGCCCCGUGUCUUAGGAAUGAGUUUCCUCAUUCUUAUGCGUGUGUUCCAUUUUAUGUUUCCAUCUGAUUAGUCUUUACUGAUGGACAUUGCAGCUUAUUCUGAUUUCUGUUUAUAAAUAUGUUAAAAAUUUUCUACAUCUAUCAUAAUAUACAUAAAUUUUAUACAGAGAGAGAGAAUGUGACAUUUUAGAAUUGGAAAGUUUUAUAAAGAGAUUUGCUUCAUUUGUUUUAAAUCCAUUCAGUAUUUAUGGAGUACCUAUUAUGUGCCAGCCCUGAGGCAGGUACCAGGAAUCCAGCUUUCAGCAAGCCAUGUGAUCCCAGCCUCUGAGAGUGGGAUGGCAUCACUCUCAGUAGGGCAAAUAUCAGAGGAGAAAUUGAAGAAAGCUAUGUAAAAUGUAUUGUGGGGUCAGCCAUUGGGGCAAGACAGGAACACUUGGACUGUGCGAGCCUGUGUCCAUGGUCAGGGUGUGUAAAGGGAAGGAACUAUCAGAGGUGGGACGUGGAUGCGUGACUAUGAGUCUGGCUGGGAGGAUGCUGGUCACAAGUGACUAGGGCUGUAAAGGAUUGAAGCUUCAAUCCAGUAAAUUGGAUGAGGAAAGAUGCCAACCCUAACUGUCCUGAGAGAGGGGCAAGAGAACGGAUGGGUUGAAGCCACAGGAAGAGCCAGGUUCCUGUUGCAGAGCCUUCUGUGCCUCUGCGGUGGUGUUGGCAGAAUGGGAACUCCGAAGGUGGAAAUGAUAUGGUGGACUCCCGUCAGCUGGCUUUCUGGGCUAGCUCGAAAGGGCUCAGGCUUGGGAUGGGCAGGGAAUGGGGCUUGGAGACUCCCUCCUCAACUUGUUUCUCUUUCAUCCUCACCCCUUCUGCUUCCCUUCUGCAAAAGCCCAUCUCUGUGCCCAUCCUGGGUCCUAUGACUUUUCUCUCCCUCAACAGUCGGUUCCCGAUUCUGGUCCCCGGCCCCCAGCAGCGCCUGCCCCCUUCCCACCGGGGCCCCCCAUGAUGCCACCACCCUUCAUGCCCCCUCCAGGGCUCCCACCUCCUUUUCCUCCGAUGGGGCUCCCCCCUAUGAGUCAGAGACCUCCAGCCAUCCCCCCCAUGCCACCUGGCAUAUUGCCCCCAAUGCUUCCACCAAUGGGGGCACCGCCUCCACUUACACAGAUACCAGGAAUGGUCCCUCCGAUGAUGCCGGGGAUGCUGAUGCCAGCCGUGCCUGUCACUGCAGCGACGGCUCCGGGUGCGGACACCGCCAGCUCUGCUGUGCCUGGCACAGGCCCUCCGAGGGCCUUAUGGAGUGAACACGUGGCCCCUGACGGGCGCAUCUACUACUACAAUGCAGAUGAUAAGCAAUCCGUGUGGGAGAAGCCCAGCGCACUCAAGUCUAAAGCCGAGCUGCUACUGUCCCAGUGUCCCUGGAAAGAGUAUAAAUCAGACACAGGAAAGCCUUACUACUACAACAACCAGAGUCAGGAGUCCCGUUGGACCCGACCCAAGGACCUGGAUGACCUGGAAGCCCUAGUCAAACAAGAGUCUGCAGGAAAACAGCAGACCCAGCAACUACAGACACUACAGCCACAACCACCUCAGCCUGACCCUCCACCUAUACCUCCGGGUCCCAUCCCAGUGCCCAUGGCCCUCCUGGAACCUGAACCAGGUCGAAGUGAAGACUGUGAUGUGCUGGAGGCUGCCCAACCCUUGGAGCAGGGCUUCCUGCAGCGGGAGGAGGGCCCCAGCAGUUCUACUGGACAGCAUCGGCUACCACAGGAAGAGGAGGAAGCUAAGCCAGAACCAGAGAGAUCGGGCCUCAGUUGGAGCAACCGGGAGAAGGCAAAGCAGGCAUUCAAAGAGCUGCUAAGGGACAAGGCUGUCCCUUCCAAUGCUUCCUGGGAACAGGCCAUGAAGAUGGUAGUCACUGACCCACGUUACAGUGCCUUGCCCAAACUGAGUGAGAAGAAGCAGGCGUUUAAUGCUUAUAAGGCUCAGCGGGAGAAAGAGGAGAAAGAGGAGGCCCGGCUGAGAGCCAAGGAGGCCAAGCAGACUCUGCAGCAUUUCCUGGAGCAGCAUGAACGCAUGACCUCCACCACCCGCUACCGGCGGGCAGAACAGACUUUUGGGGACCUGGAGGUCUGGGCUGUGGUCCCUGAGAGGGAUAGAAAAGAAGUUUAUGAUGAUGUCCUCUUCUUCCUGGCCAAGAAGGAGAAGGAACAAGCCAAGCAGCUCCGGCGUCGAAACAUCCAAGCCCUGAAGAGCAUCCUGGAUGGGAUGAGUAGUGUCAACUUCCAAACCACAUGGUCCCAGGCCCAGCAGUACCUCAUGGAUAACCCCAGCUUUGCUCAGGACCAGCAGCUGCAGAACAUGGACAAAGAAGAUGCACUCAUCUGCUUUGAGGAGCACAUCCGAGCUUUGGAGAGAGAGGAGGAGGAAGAGCGGGAACGCGCCCGGCUUCGGGAACGGCGCCAGCAGCGGAAGAAUCGGGAGGCUUUUCAGACCUUCCUGGACGAGCUGCAUGAGACAGGGCAGCUGCACUCCAUGUCCACCUGGAUGGAGCUGUACCCAGCAGUCAGCACCGAUGUUCGCUUUGCCAACAUGCUGGGCCAGCCGGGCUCGACUCCUCUGGACUUGUUCAAGUUCUAUGUGGAGGAGUUGAAGGCUCGGUUCCACGAUGAGAAGAAAAUCAUAAAGGAUAUUCUUAAGGACCGGGGCUUCUGUGUGGAGGUGAACACAGCCUUUGAGGACUUCGCCCACGUCAUAAGCUUUGACAAGAGGGCUGCUGCGCUGGACGCAGGCAACAUCAAGCUGACCUUCAACAGUCUGCUGGAAAAAGCAGAGGCACGGGAGAGGGAACGGGAAAAGGAGGAGGCCCGAAGGAUGCGGCGCAGAGAAGCUGCCUUUCGAAGCAUGCUGAGGCAGGCCGUGCCUGCUCUGGAGCUGGGCACUGCCUGGGAAGAGGUCCGUGAGCGCUUUGUGUGCGACUCAGCCUUUGAGCAGAUCACCCUGGAGUCGGAGCGGAUCCGGCUCUUUCGAGAGUUCCUGCAGGUGCUGGAGCAGACUGAAUGCCAGCACCUCCACACCAAAGGCCGAAAGCAUGGCAGAAAGGGCAGGAAACACCAUCGCAAGCGUUCGCACACCCCCUCAGUGAGUCGGCAGGGCUCUGAGUCAGAUGAAGAGGAGCUGCCCCCACCAUCCCUCCGGCCCCCCAAGCGGAGGCGGCGGAACCCUUCAGAAUCUGGCUCUGAGCCUUCCUCCUCACUUGAUUCAGUUGAAAGUGGGGGUGCUGCCCUUGGAGGACCAGGCUCCCCAUCUUCCCACCUUCUUCUUGGGUCAGAUCAUGGUCUUCGGAAAACCAAGAAACCAAAAAAGAAAACUAAGAAAAGAAGACACAAGUCGACCAGUCCGGACAGUGAGACGGACCCCGAAGACAAAGCCGGUAAGGAGAGUGAAGACAGAGAACAGGAACAGGACAGGGAACCCCGGCAGGCAGAGCUCCCUAACCGUUCCCCAGGCUUCGGAAUCAAGAAGGAGAAGACAGGCUGGGACACAUCGGAAAGCGAGCUGAGUGAGGGGGAGCUGGAGAGGCGAAGGCGGACACUCCUACAACAGCUGGACGACCACCAAUGACCCCACGAGCUACUCUGCCUUGGGACUUCGUGAGGCAAUGGCUUCAGGGUGGCCUCAGCAUCUGCCUCAGACUCCUUCGUCUGUCUGGUCUGUGUCCACUUUCCCUACAGUAGCCCACCCCAACGCACUGCCGUGAGCGCCUCUCGAGGUUGCUCUUGGUGUUCAAGGGUCCCCUAGUUCUCAGACAACUAGUGCAGUCCUUGCCCUCAGCCCCAGACCAGAGACGGGCAGUCUAUACCACAUGGGGUGGGUGAUGCCAGUAGAUAGUGUGAGAAGGGGUCUCCCAGGAAAGAGACAGGCUGGUUGGACACAGCCUGGGUGGCCGAGGGCAGGGUCCUCACCCUCUAGCAUCAGUGCCUGCUCUUGCCUGACCUGGUCCUGGGGCUCUACCACUGCUUCCUCUCCCUUGGGACCCGAUGUAUGUGUUCUGUUUUGUUUUUUAAAUAAUAUUUAUAACAUGA
Rattus norvegicus (Norway rat) is the source of this 10389-nucleotide messenger RNA. The record is from RefSeq and is a predicted model, not a curated record. NCBI's taxonomy places the organism in Eukaryota, Metazoa, Chordata, Mammalia, Rodentia, Muridae.